AUACGGACUAUACGAAGGCGAACGGAGAACGGAAAGCCGGAGAGGGCCGAGGCUCGCCCCCGUCGCCGUCGGUCGGUCGGUAGGCAUUGAUAACAGCGGGUGGCCCGCCGCGCCGCGACACUCGCGACAGUCGGAGCCGGUCGCUCGUCGUGCGAGCGUCGUGACGUUGGCCGCGUUGGCGUUUCUCGCGCAAUCUGAACGACGCGAACUGUGAACUGUCAAACGCCGCCGGUCGCGUUCGCGCUUUGAAACGCCGCUCGGCGUUCAUAUCCGGGUCCGUCUCGCGCGGUCAGUGCUCCGUCGCGUUCUGUGUCGCGUUUCCGCGAGUGUCCAGUGGUACCCAGUGUGUGAUCGACCAUGAAAGCGGCGGCGAGAGAUAGGACCGCGGCGUAAUUUGAUUGAUACGUCCUCGCGGCGGCGUAUUUUUCUGCAGCGACGCCGAUCUAGGCGGCUGGUGGUUUGGAAAUCUUGGAGAUCUCUCGCUUUCCCGCGCAUAUUCCCUGCGUACGUGGGAGGUCGAAGUUUUCGUCGAUAAUCCGACUUAGCAUCUGCCGCUUAACAAGGCAAGUGUAAUUAUCGGGGAUACGAGAAGGACCAUUUUGUGAGCAGAUAUCCGCCUCGUAAGGAGCGUCUCGGAUAGCCUGGCCGGUUCCCAAGGUUGGAGUAAAUUGACAUUCUUCUACGGAGAUGCAUUUAUCGUACCUAAUCGCGAGAUCGAUAUAAUUGACCAGGGCACACUUGGCGGGAGCCGACAUCGAGAGGCUUUUACUACAUUCAAAAACAAGAAACUCUGUAGUUGAAGGAAGCCACGAGCAACGAGCGGUACGAGAAUGCGGUGACGUUGAGAAACUGCUUGACCCGAAAAUACAUAUCGUAACGCACAUAUACGGAUUAUUAAUUAAAACAUAAAAAUCAUAUCCAAUCUACGACGAUAAUUCAUAUAUUAAUGCAAGACCAUUUCGCCGUUCUACGUUGACGUAACGGCGAGAAUCAAAUGCAACAUAUCGAUUGCUAAACGUAUCACAUUACGUCGUUAAAACUCGGUAGAUGUCUGCCACGGUAUAUCUCGAGCUACAACAUUAGUUUCGCACAAUUUAGAAAUCUACUUUAUCUCACUUCGUGUGAUCUAUCGCGACGGCGUCGAGAGAGAUCAACUUUGAAGAAUAGCCUCGCCGAAACGGACGAUAACGCAUGUUACUAUCACGGAAAGUUAUCGAUGUUGCACGUCAGUGAUUGUCAGUCAUUUCGAUUAGGAUAAAGAAUCGUUCUCCGGAGCCGAGGCUUUCGCUGUGAAAUUUCUGGCGCGGUAGCUCGUGAAAGGAACGCGUCUACCGUGGAUCUCCUCUCUCUACUCGGGCGUUUAAUUAGCGUCCUCGAUCGCGUAGAAAGGAGGAACUAGCCUAGGUGCCCGGACCUUUCGACGUCACACGGCGAGAGCCGACCGAGAAGAAGGUUGAAGAGGGGCGAGAGGAUGUUGCUGAGGUAACACGACAUUUCGAGGCCGCACGAGAAGUACGAUAAUCGCAGCACGGGAAGGUGUCAAUCGCAGCAGGCGCAUAAAGGAAGGAUCGAAGAGCGGCGGAAGGAUGGGUUUUCCCAGGAGGAGGUCGCUGUGGUUGAAGGUGGCGGUGCUGGCGACCGCCGUGUGGGUGACCGUCUGUUUCCUGCUCUACACGGAGGAUCGGGCGGCGGCGGCCGCCGUUCAAGGAUUGGCACCGUCGGGCGUCGCGAUGCCGCAGCAAGUAGCGAACGGCUUUGUACCGCCCGCGGCGUCGUUUAGAAAAGAAACGACCGGCAAUGUGAUCAGCAACAAGGCGAAGAUCAAUCAGGCCGGCCCGGAGCAAGGUGGUGGAGUACUGGCUGUACCACGGGAUCCGGAUGCUGUUGCACCCGGCGAGAUGGGCAGACCCGUGAUAUUGCCGACCAACAUGUCCGCGCAGACGAAGAAGCUGGUGGACGAUGGCUGGCUCAAUAACGCGUUCAAUCAGUAUGUCAGUGAUUUAAUCUCCGUACACAGAUCCCUGCCCGAUCCACGCGAUCAAUGGUGUAAGGAAUCUGGUAGAUACUUGAAGGACCUCCCGCCUACAGCGGUAAUUAUCUGCUUCCACAACGAAGCUUGGUCCGUAUUGUUACGUACAGUGCAUUCCGUGCUGGAUAGAUCGCCGGAGCAUCUCAUACAAGAAAUUAUUCUGGUCGAUGAUUUCUCCGACAUGCCUCAUCUCAAGCGCCAGUUGGAGGACUAUAUGAUGAAUUAUCCGAAAGUGAGAAUUAUCAGGGCGAGUAAACGAGAGGGUCUUAUCAGGGCGCGCUUGUUAGGCGCCGCGGCAGCCAAAGCUCCGGUACUCACGUAUCUGGAUAGCCACUGCGAAUGUACGGAGGGCUGGCUGGAACCUCUUCUGGAUCGCAUCGCGCGCGAUCCGACAACGGUAGUUUGUCCGGUGAUCGAUGUUAUAGACGACACCACUCUGGAAUACCACUGGCGCGACUCGGGCGGCGUAAAUGUCGGUGGAUUCGAUUGGAAUCUCCAGUUCAAUUGGCACGCGGUGCCAGAGAGGGAGAGAAAGAGGCACAAAAACCCGGCCGAACCCGUUUGGUCGCCAACGAUGGCUGGCGGCCUCUUUUCGAUAGAUCGAGCCUUCUUCGAACGGAUCGGCACGUACGACAGCGGCUUCGACAUCUGGGGCGGCGAGAAUCUUGAAUUAUCAUUUAAAACCUGGAUGUGCGGAGGCACCCUGGAAAUCGUGCCGUGCUCGCACGUGGGUCACAUCUUCAGGAAACGCUCGCCUUACAAGUGGCGCAGCGGCGUGAACGUGCUCAAGAGGAACAGCAUAAGGCUGAGCGAAGUAUGGCUGGAUGAGUACGCCAAGUACUACUAUCAGAGGAUAGGUCACGACAAGGGGAACUUCGGCGACGUAUCGGAGCGAAAGGCUCUUAGGAAGAAACUGGGAUGCAAGUCGUUCAAGUGGUACCUGGACAACGUUUACCCGGAACUCUUCAUUCCGGGCGAGGCGGUCGCCUCUGGAGAGGUCCGAAAUCUCGGCGAGGGCGGCAACACCUGUCUGGACUCGCCCGCUCGCAAGGCCGAUUUGCACAAACCAUGUGGACUAUAUCCCUGUCAUCGACAGGGUGGAAAUCAGUACUGGAUGCUCAGCAAGACGGGCGAAAUCCGCCGAGACGAGUCGUGCCUGGACUACAGCGGCAGCGACGUUAUUCUCUAUCCUUGCCACGGAAGUAAAGGGAAUCAACAAUGGAUCUACAAUCCUCAGACUAAUCAUAUCAGGCACGGUAGCAGCGACAAGUGUCUGGCGAUCACGGAGAACAAGCAGCAACUGGUGAUGGAGGAAUGCUCGACCAAUGCCCCGAGACAGAGAUGGUCCUUCGAGAAUUAUGACCCGUCGAAGCUGUGAUACCGCGCCUUCUCGCGUCGUCAUUCGCACAAUCGCGGUCACGGUCCCGAGCGCGGCGGAUCUUGGCUGCCAGGGAAACGGUACUCGAUCGCCAAGACCCGCUUUGGCAGAUAAAUCCCGCGGAUUCCGCAAGAAAUCGCAAAAAAUGAUUCCUGCGGAAAACCGUUCGGGAUCGCUUGGUGGACCGACUCAAACUCCACGCGUUUCCUCGAUAUUCGUCGUGAAACGACUGUCAAGGACGAAAGGAUCCAUCGACCUCUUAUCGGCGAACUCGAAGUGUAUAAUACAAAGCGGAAGAUUGGUCGACGCAACGGAAUGUUUGCGAGAAUAAUAUACUUAGAAAAUUUUGUACUCGAGAAACUGCAUUUAAUUAGAAUAAUUUCCGAGCAUCACUCGAACCGAUUAUGAUUUGAGUCGUUGCCUGGGAUGUUGUAGCCCUAAGUAUUAAGAGUAUUACGAGAGAUUGGCCCGGACGUGGUCGUGGACGAACGUGAUCGUAUCGACCAUCGAAUUAGCUCUCGAUCGUCACUUUCGUUCGCUGAUCAUUUGCGCUUCCACGAGGAUCAAAGGGGAAGCGGGAUGCUCGAUGCUAUCACAGGAACGACGCGUCGUGUCGAUCCCUGCGGGCGAAUCGUCGAUUAUUCGUCUGAAUAACGAAUAGCGAAUUAUUUUUCUUUCUCCCACUGUGUUACGGCGCCGGCAAUUUUCGAGAACGAACCGCAGAAUGUCUUCGACGAGUCUGAGCGUAGCUUAUCCUUUAGGAAGGUCAAGUGCCAAAUUUAAAAUACUCCCAUCCUAAGGUCGCUGUAACCGGGGACGAACUCCAGUGCAGUUAAGAUGACGAACACGCACCGCCGUUAAUGAAAACAUGUAGUUGCGUGUACCGAAUGAUUUCAGGAGAUCGCAUUAGACGAUAUCCGCGCAGUCGUACCCUUCUGCUAACUCUUGGAGUGCCAUGUGCGAGUUCGAGGGAAAAACGCGAGGAGAAUUAUAACUCCCUUAACGCAAAUUGCGUUUGAAUAAUUUGCAUUGUUCUCACGCAACGGCUCACAAGAUAGCAUGCAUCUUAUAACCAUCAGAGAUGGUUUACUUUCAAGUUAUUCUUAAUCACGCAUCUCUCGGUAUUCGAGAAGUAUUUCGAAGACGAAUGCAAUAAUUUCAAUCAAUCACUCUCUAGCGUCACAUUCCUCACGUUAAAGAAAUCGUCAGACGUCGUAUCUCUAAUCGACGAUUCGAUUAUCCGCGAUGGCAUUUGUCAAUCGCUUAUAGUCUCUUGCUGUCUCUUCGGAGAUAAAUUCUACAUUCCAGACUCGCCGAGACGAAGACGGCGACGUUUCGCGUAACAAAAAGAGAAUUAUAUUUUCUUUUUAGUUUUUAAUUUAGAUAACUCGCGUAGGUUUAAUUAGGGACGCGCAGAGGAAAAGAGCGGCAAAAACAUUCCAGAGACGAAUUUUUUGAUUCUAUUUGUAUAAUACAUUCGUGUAAGAUACAAUAUCUUGAUGCCAGUUCAGAGAACGUAAGUACCGCCUAAGUAGAUCUAAGAGAGUGUUACUAAGUGUGCGAACAUGUAUGAGUUAUUGAUCGUAAGCGGAUCAUCUUCGCUUUCGACAGCUGCGAACGACUCGCGAUCGUGAAUCAGCGAUUAAUUUGACCGUGUAAAUUUGCUAGCGGACACGUCGUGAAAAGUACACUUUCAUAAGGAAACACGAAUCGUUUCUUAUAAUUUUAGCUACAUAUCACUAUACGAGCGCGAUUAAGAAUCGUCGCGAAUAAUACAGUCUUCGUAUAAAAAUAAGGUUUAAAUCUAAAAUACAUUAACGAAUCUUUACCUGUUAGUUACGUGUUUAAAAAUUUAUAACGUGUUCGCCUGAGAAAGGUCUAAUUUAAAAUUAGGGGCAUGUGGUUCAAUAAUUUUAUUGAAAUUAUUUAGAUAUUUAUAUUUCAAAAUGAUUUUUGCGUGCCAACAAAAUCAUAAGUACCGCUAUAUGCAGAAAUGCGUAAUGAAAAAGUGAAAUUAACAAUUGUAAAAGCACUGACUCGUAUUAUCAUUAAUUCUUCUACGAAUCUGAUCAUGUGAUACAACUUUAUUCCCUUUUUUCUCUCUUCGUUACAUUGAUAUAUAUAUAUAUAAUUGUAAAUUUUAUAUGUGAAGAAAUGUAGCGAAGGAAAUUUAAAUAUCACAAAUGGAUCUUUUUCUUGACGAAAAUUAUGAAAAAGCGUACAUAGCUCUGUUAAAUCAGCCGAAUAAGAUGUUCAAGAGUCGUAUUAAAAAUUGAGGGAUUUACGCGGCUGUAAUUUUCAUGCGACGACGCGAACCGGGUUUGCGAUUUCGCGUAAUAAUUAGCCGCGGACGUGUGAAUGCGUUAAAUACGUUUAAUUGCGGAAAAGAAUUCGCAGAGGAAGAGAGAAAGGGAGAGCAGCGAGCGCUGGCCCGCGUACGAGUGCGUGCUUAAUUAGAGACACGACUAACUAGCGAUUCUCAUUUUAGAAUUAAUCGAGGUUCUCGAAGCCGCAGUUUUGCCAAUGCGAGACACGAGACACGGUUGAAUAGCUUAGGGAGUGUGAUUGUGCAAGUCGUGGAUAAUCUCGCAUGAAUGCGAGAAUCCGCCUCGCGAUUCGUUCCUAUAAUGGUCCGACGCGAGCAGACGCGCGAGCGCGAAUGCAGAUCGACAGAAUCGUUUAUACAGAUUAUAUAUACGACAUUUUCUACAUUUGGUAAGGACGUUGCAUAUCGUAAGGGACGAAGACGAUUGAUAGUAAUUAUAAACGUGACUAACGCGCGACCGCCGGAGAGGAAAGACGCAUGUUCUCUGCGCACGGCGCUCUCUCGUCGCACAAUUUAAUUAAUAUAAUAUCAGACGUGCCUUAUUUCGUGUAUAUAUGAAUAUUAUUAUCAUUAUUAUAUCAUUAAUACAAACCUCUAUCAUAACGUGCAAGUAUUUGUGUUGAAUAAAUCGAUGUUGUUUUAUGUUA
Molecule: messenger RNA, 6380 nt
Organism: Temnothorax curvispinosus
Lineage: Eukaryota; Metazoa; Arthropoda; Insecta; Hymenoptera; Formicidae
Gene: Pgant9
Product: putative polypeptide N-acetylgalactosaminyltransferase 9
Exons: 14
Coding region: 1587-3407 (606 amino acids)
Cellular component (GO): Golgi apparatus
Source: RefSeq, a predicted model, not a curated record